CUCACCAAUUUGUUUCCUUCUUUUCCAUUACAUUCCCUUGAGGGUUUUCCUCAGAAAAACUCAGGGAAUGCCUCUUUCGUCCAUCCAAUAGGUCAAGAUAUGAACAUCAGUUUUUGGGAAAAGAAGAAAAUGUUCAGAAGCUUGUUUCUGAUUUCCUUGUUGCUUCAUACAAUAGUGGCCCAAAAACCUGCACUUCCAAAUCUUCCUACACCUCAAGUCCCUCCCCAGAAAUGGUCAACAUUAAGUGGCAAUGAGCCUCUUGUAAUAGCCCGUGGUGGUUUUUCGGGACUCUUCCCAGAAGGCUCUCCUGACGCAAUUGGGCUAUCACAAGGCAUAAGCGUUUUCUUGUGCAAUCUUCAGGUGGCAAAAGAUGGCGGUGCCUUUUGUGUCACGGGGACUACGCUUGACAAUACAACAACUAUAUCAUUGGUGGAUCCUAAGGAAAAAACCUACAAUGUCGAUGGGAAGGACGUGCGAGGACACUUUUCUUUGGAUUACCCUGGUCUUCUGAUUGACCAGAAUGUAUCAAUGACUCAGGCCAUAUUUUCUCGACCCAAUUUUUACGAUGGUACUUCCCCAGUUCUUAAUCUUGAUGCUCUACUAAGCGGAAAAUCUCCCCCGAGGCUUUGGUUGAAUGUUCAGAAUGCAGCACUCUACACCGAAAACGGAGUACAGGUGGUAGAUAUUGUUUUAGAAUUAUUGAGUUUUUAUCAAAUAGAGUUUGUUUCAUCAACAAGUAUUGGUUUCUUGAAGAGUAUCAGUGGGAAAUCAAACAAGGCAACUAAGGUUGUCUUUAAACUUCUUAAUAAUAAUAAGGUUGAACCUUCAACCAAGAAGCCAUAUGGAAGUAUUGUGAAGGAUCUUGCCACAAUCAAGUCAUUUGCAUCAGGAAUAAUGGUCCCAAAAGAAUACAUAUGGCCAGUUAAACCAGACAAAUAUCUAGGACCUCCCACAACACUUGUGGCUGAUGCCCAUAAAUCAGGACUAGAAGUUUAUGCUUCUGGUUUUGCUAAUGACUUCUUUUCUAGUUAUAGUUAUAACUACGACCCUAUUGCCGAGUACCUUCAAUUUUUAGACAGAGGUGAUUCUGUUGAUGGUGUUGUCACUGAUUUCCCAGCAACAGCAUCAAAUGCCAUCGCUUGCUUUGCACACAACAAUACCUUGCCCAAAAAAGGACCAACUUUGAUCAUAAGCAACAAUGGAGCAAGUGGAGUUUAUCCAGGCAGCACUGACCUUGCAUAUCAGCAAGCAAUAGAUGAUGGCGCUGACAUUAUAGAUUGCUCAGUUCAAAUGACAAAAGAUGGAAUUGCCUUCUGCUCAAACUCCACAGACCUAACAUCAGAUACCACCGCAAUGCCUAAAUUCAUGUCUCGAUCUUCCAAUGUCCCAGAACUUCAACCAAAAAGUGGAAUUUUCUCCUUUGACCUUACAUGGAGUGAGAUUCAGACAUUAAAACCUCAAAUGGUUAGUAAAGGCAGUGAUUUCCUAAGAAACCCCGCAAACAAGACCAGUGGUAAAUUUGUCACCCUCUCAGCAUUUUUGGAGUUAGCCAAGGCUAAGGCAGUUCCUGGCAUUUUGGUCAACAUACAAAAUGCCCCCUACCUUGCAUCCCAAAAGGGUCUUGACAUUGUAGAUGCUGUCAGCACUGCUUUGAGCAAUGCCACCUUUGACAAGCAAGCCAAACAACAAGUUCUGAUUCAAUCAGAUGACAGCUCGGUCCUAUCCAGGUUUAAAGACAUCCCAUCUUAUAAAAGGGUUAUGUUAUUGAAGGAUAAAAUGGGCGACGUACCAAGACAAACAGUGGAAGAAAUAAAGAAGCAUGCGGAUGCAGUGAAUCUUCCAAAAACCUCAAUUAUCAAAGUAUCUAAUUCCAUCUUAGUAGGAAUGACAAAUGUUGUCAAAGAGUUGAAAGAUGCAAACCUCACAGUAUUCGUCCAUAAUCUCAAAAACGAAUACACAACCCUGGCAUUCGACUAUUGGUCUGAUCCUAAUGUCGAGAUUGCAACUUACGUCCAAACUGCCAAGGUUGAUGGAAUCGUGACCGAUUUUCCAGCCACUGCAAGUAGAUUCAUGAGGAGUCCAUGUAGCGAUCCGACCCAUGAUCCUACUAUCUUACCUGCUAAGCCUGGUGAUCUAUUGAACACUAUUCCAACUGAACUUCUGCCACCAGCACAGGCUCCACUUCCUCCUCUUGAGGUUGCAGACGUUGUUGACCCACCUCUUCCCGCCGUGACUAAAAAUUCUAAUUCAACUAAAGCUGAGCCUGCUGCUGGUCCUGGGGCUAAACCUGCCUCCCCCCCUGCUUCCCCUUCAGGUGCCAGGGUAAAUGUUGCCAACAGUGGCCUUUCAAUAGUAGCUAUUUUGGUGUUUGCUAUGCUCUUCGCUGCUCAUUAAUGAUUAAUGUGAUUAACCCCUAGCAUAAUCUAGAUUGUAUUUCAAUUUGUAUUAUAGAAUGCACACAUUGGUUCUCAUCAUAAUAUUGGGAUUAUUCAUUAGGCAAAGUUUCUUCUUUGCCUCUGCUUGCGUUUG
Molecule: messenger RNA, 2529 nt
Organism: Glycine soja
Lineage: Eukaryota; Viridiplantae; Streptophyta; Magnoliopsida; Fabales; Fabaceae
Product: glycerophosphodiester phosphodiesterase GDPDL6-like
Exons: 10
Coding region: 100-2394 (764 amino acids)
Biological process (GO): lipid metabolic process
Molecular function (GO): glycerophosphodiester phosphodiesterase activity
Source: RefSeq, a predicted model, not a curated record